CGCGCGGCGGCGGCUCCAGGUGAGCGCGGCUCUCGGCGCAGCCGGCCACUGGCGGGGCUGGAUCCAAGCAGCAUCCCGUGCGCGGAACGCCGAGCUCUCUCCGCGGGAUCGACAGCCACCGUAGCAGACAUUUUGUAGGAAUAUUUUGAAGAUGGAUAUUUUCAAAUCAUUUUGAAGCCUUCAAACACCAUAUACAUGAGAUGCAUCUUGCUUUUGUCCUGGAGAUCACCUCUGUGGCUUGGAUUUAUCUCAGGAACAUCCGUCUUCAGUCUCUGUAUUGAUUAGAAAUCAAGCAUGAGGAGAUUUGUCUACUGCAAGGUGGUUCUGGCCACUUCGCUGAUGUGGGUGCUUGUUGACGUCUUCUUACUCCUGUACUUCAGCGAGUGUAACAAGUGUGAUGACAAGAAGGAGAGAUCCCUGCUGCCUGCGCUGAGGGCUGUUAUUUCAAGAAACCAAGAAGGCCCAGGAGAAAUGGGAAAGGCUGUGCUCAUUCCAAAAGAUGACCAAGAGAAAAUGAAAGAGUUGUUUAAAAUCAAUCAGUUUAACCUCAUGGCCAGUGACUUGAUUGCCCUUAACCGGAGUCUGCCGGAUGUGAGAUUAGAAGGAUGCAAGACAAAAGUCUACCCUGAUGAACUUCCGAACACAAGUGUCGUCAUUGUGUUCCAUAAUGAAGCUUGGAGCACUCUACUUAGAACAGUCUAUAGUGUCAUAAAUCGCUCCCCACACUACCUGCUCUCCGAAGUCAUCUUGGUCGAUGAUGCCAGUGAAAGAGAUUUUCUCAAGUUGACAUUAGAGAACUAUGUAAAAACUUUAGAAGUGCCAGUGAAAAUUAUCAGGAUGGAAGAGCGCUCUGGGUUAAUACGCGCCCGUCUCCGAGGAGCCGCUGCUUCAAAAGGACAGGUCAUAACUUUUCUGGAUGCACACUGCGAGUGCACCUUAGGAUGGCUGGAGCCCUUGCUGGCGAGAAUAAAGGAAGACAGGAAAACAGUUGUGUGCCCGAUCAUUGAUGUGAUUAGUGAUGAUACCUUUGAGUACAUGGCUGGGUCAGACAUGACUUAUGGUGGUUUUAACUGGAAGCUAAAUUUCCGAUGGUAUCCUGUCCCUCAAAGAGAAAUGGAUAGGCGAAAAGGAGACAGGACAUUACCUGUCAGGACCCCUACUAUGGCUGGUGGCCUAUUUUCUAUUGACAGAAACUACUUUGAAGAGAUAGGAACUUACGAUGCAGGAAUGGAUAUCUGGGGUGGAGAGAAUCUUGAAAUGUCUUUUAGGAUCUGGCAAUGUGGAGGCUCCUUGGAGAUUGUGACUUGUUCUCAUGUUGGUCAUGUUUUUCGCAAAGCAACUCCAUACACGUUCCCUGGUGGCACUGGCCAUGUCAUUAACAAGAACAACAGAAGACUGGCAGAAGUGUGGAUGGAUGAAUUCAAAGAUUUCUUCUAUAUCAUAUCCCCAGGUGUUGUCAAAGUGGAUUAUGGAGAUGUGUCAGUCAGAAAAACACUAAGGGAAAAUCUGAAGUGUAAGCCUUUUUCUUGGUACCUAGAAAACAUCUAUCCGGACUCCCAGAUCCCAAGACGUUAUUACUCACUUGGUGAGAUACGAAAUGUUGAAACCAAUCAGUGCUUAGAUAACAUGGGCCGCAAAGAAAAUGAAAAAGUGGGUAUCUUCAACUGUCACGGCAUGGGAGGUAACCAGGUGUUUUCUUAUACCGCUGACAAAGAAAUCCGAACUGAUGACUUGUGCUUGGAUGUAUCCAGACUCAGUGGACCUGUAAUCAUGUUAAAAUGCCACCAUAUGAGAGGGAAUCAGCUAUGGGAAUAUGACGCUGAGAGACUCACUUUGAGACAUGCUAACAGUAACCAAUGUCUUGAUGAACCUUCUGAAGAAGAUAAAAUGGUGCCUACCAUGCAGGACUGCAGUGGCAGCAGAUCCCAACAAUGGCUGCUAAGGAACAUGACCUUGGGGACAUGAAGAUCUUUUAUCACAAGACGUGAAAGUCUCUACACGUGUGUUUGUCCAUUAUUUCAGUUUGGUGAAAAUAUUAACUUUGCUGAAUUAAAAGUUUUAAAAAUACUUUUAGUAAUAUAAAACACAAUUGUUUAUAAUUCAUUUUUAGGAAUGUUUAUUUCCCUACUAAAAAAUUUCUAUCUGAUUAAAGAAGCACAUAAAAUAUAAAAAGAAAAUGUUAUUAAAUAUUUGAACUGUUUGGGAAAAACACACCUUAUAUUUACUUUUAAAAUGUCUUCAUUAGCCUCUUGUCACAGGAUUACUUGGGACUAGUUUAUUUUGUGAUGUAAUAACAAUUAAAAGGGAGAUCAUGUAAUGCCUUAUAUAAUAUCAUAAUUAUAAAAUAUUAACAUAGCUUUAUAAAACACUCUUUUUACAAAAGCUUCAUGGGACCCUGGUUGAAUUUCUAUGCUAACAAUUAGAAUACAUAUGAAAUCAUUCCUGAGCAUUGAAUUCAUCAAACAAAUUAUAAAGUACUAUGAAAAAAAAGCUAGUUAUUUAAUUUGUAAAAUAUAAAAUCAUCAUAUAAAAUAAAGACAAGAAUUUUAAAAAUCAAUUUAAAUAAUAAAUAAAUCAAGUGAUAUAAGGAGUACAUCAGGUAUUGAGGAUGACAAGAACUAUGUAAACUACAAGAGUUGUUGUGAAAGGAUCGUCAGCCCAAACAUAAGCUGAAGACGGCCUUGAUCUGAGAUACGAUGUCAGUACCUGAAUCCCCAGUUGCUUUCGUCUCCAUACAGAGAGUAUGUGUCUAUCAGCUGUAUCUUUGCCCUUUACUCUAGAGGGUGAAAUUUGACACAGCUUACAGAGUUAUAGGUAAAGGGUCACCUUUUAGAUUUAAUUUGUAAACUAUUGUCUUUUAGUUCAGUCAGUAUUGUCAUUGGCACUUUGUAUUUUAUAAAAUGUAUGACACUCAAAUUUAUUGCUAUGCUAUAACAUCUAACAUUGGUCACUGGAACACUUCAAAAUGUAUUAAAGUGAUAUUAAUUAAAAUACUAGACAUGAUUUUUCAUAAACCAUAGCUCAGGCAUAAUUAGGACAAUUUCAUGUGUCAUUUCCACUUACAACUCUUUUGUUCACAGUGCAUGGACUAAAUAUGUGAAAAAGGAAAAUCUACCAAUUGAUGGGAUAAUAAAAAUUGUUUUAUAUUUGCUACCAUUUUUGGUGGCCACAUAGUUGCUGUGCAUGAAUGUUUUGGUUGUAUAUCUACCAGCUGGAGGAACUCUAUGGGGCGUGAAGAUAGAAGAUUCUUCAGAAACAGAAAGUCCAUUCUUUUGACCUUUAAUUUUAAAGGAUCCUCUAUAAAAAGAGAUAAUUGGCUUGCUACACUUGCUUUCUCUCUCUAUUCCCUCUCUCUGUCUCAGUCUUUCACUGGUUCUCUUCUCUGUCUAUUGUUGUCACAGCCUUUCUCUCUGCUUCUGUUGCUGUCUCUCUUUUAUACAAACACAAAUACACAUGCACACACAUGCAUAAAGUACAUGCAUAUGUACACAUACAUGCAUGCAUAAACGUGUGCGCACACACACACACACACACACACACACAUACACACACACACAAGCUGGGCUAGUAUAUUUUUCAUACUGCUUCAGUCUAGCCAUUCCAGUGGUCUUUCUCAUCAGAAAAAAAAAUCCAUGUUUUACCUUCUGGAUGCUUAAGUCAAAACUAUGAGAUUGGAAACUGAGGGUUUUAUCACUCAGUUGGUAUUUGCUCCUCAACCAAGAGGACUUGAUCCUGAUUCCAAGCAAAAUAACCACUAGAUGUGACAGGAUGUGCUUUUAACUCUAAUGCUGGGGAGGUAAAUAAAAGAGAAUUUCGUAAGUUUCCUCACCAGCCAGGUUGUCUUAAUGGACAAGUUCCUUAGCAAAUGAGAGACUGUGUCCCCAACAUCAGAUGAUAAUGCUUUUCAAAGUUUUCAAGCCUGUUUAACUGUAGCUCAAAGGCUUCAUGAAACUGCCUGCUGUCAAUGUUAACUAGGAUCUUGGCCCAACACAAAGUUUAAACUUGUUUUAAAUUUUCAUUUUGGAUAUUCACACUGUUUUGAUAACAAGUGUUGAUUUUUGUAGAUGACAACAUUGUUGCAAUGUAAAACUUUGGAAAAAUUGAGUCCAACCAUCUUAAAAGAAACUUGAUGCUAUCUUUGACAUAUAACAUCAAACCAAUAGUUUGCUACCACAACCAUUUUGUGAUGCUACUUCUGACCUUUCAAAUCAUAGGAAAUAUGCAUAUAAAUAUAAUUCUCUAUAUAUGCCAAGUCUUACCCAAUACUAUACUUGUUUACUUAAUCAAGAGUCAUAUAGAUACUGUCAUGUAUGAAUCUGUGUAUUUUCCUGAACAUAACUUUGCAUUAAUCCUCAAAUCAUUUCAUAGCUAUCAUGUCUCUAUACACAGACCAUUACAUUCCACAAACAUAUAUACACAUACCUUGUACAGAUGGAUGUGUACACACGCACACACACACACACACACACACACACACACACACAGAGAUACCUCUGUGUUUCUCAUCUCUUACUGUCUUGCAUUUCAUUACAUUGCUCUGGCUGCCAAGCAAGUUUCUGCUUUGGUGUUGAUUCUAUCAGUCCCAUAGAUGUCAUCCACUUCAUUUCUUUGGGUCUCUAUUCAAACAUUUUCUCUUCAGUACAACAAACUCUUGUCCUGCCUGUAAUCUUUCAUUCCUAUCCCUUUAAGCAAAUCUAAGUUUACUCUUUUGCUUAUUUCAAUUUAUAUAGCAACAUACACUUGGGCAUUCAAUCACAUUUAUUUACAUUUUUUCAGUGCCAGGGCCACAACUUUGUUAAGUAAGCAUACAACCACUGAUCUACAUACACAUUCAUAUAAAUCCUUUUAAAUACAGGGUCUAUAUUAUUUUUGUCCACUGGCUAUAUUCAGCUUCUCAUGUUAUCUCUUGGCUUAUUCUAACUACACCUCUUGAACUAAUAAACUUAAGAGUAUGUUAGAGCUGCUAAGCAGCACAGUAUCAUAUGUUUCCAUGUUUAAAAACGUAAAGUGGCCAGUACUAUCUUUAUAGAGACUUUCAGAGCUUUGUUUCCAAAUGUUAAUGUUUUUCAUCUAAUACUCUUGAUAUUAAAGUAUGGACUCUAUGUUGUCCUUUGUGUUAAAAUCACCAGCUUUGUGGAAAUGAAAUACGGCAUUUUAUUAAAAUACUGUUAUAAGAUAAAAGUUGUUUCACUUAACUAAAAAUAAUUAUAGUUUUACUGUUUUGGUUGUAUUAGAUUGACAACAGAAGGGCUAAGAUUUUGAGUUUUAGAAAGAAGAUAAGUACAUUCUUCUAAAAUUAUAUUUAUUUUCAUGGUUUGAUAAUGACUAUACAAAGUUUAUUUUCAAUGUAAAAAUCUAUUAACAAAAGAUCAUAUAGAAACCUUAAAACAUUAAAGAUGUUAUAUUAUUGAUUUCUAUGUUUAUAGAUAAUAAAACUAAGACAUGGACAUAUACUAUAGUUUUCUCAUAGAUCAUAGAGUUAUAAAACUAUGUGCCCAGUACUUCUAAUACUACUGCCAAAAACAUUUAAGGUCACAAUAAUGAAAAAAAUGCCUUCACUAAAAACUCUUGUAUUAUUAACUUGAUUCUUUAGAAUUGUUUAAAUUAUUGUUUUUUCAUACUUUAAUAAAAUUUGUUCAAUAAAAUACGACCACAGGCAAUAGGAGAACACCUGCAGCAGAACAACAGAGUAUCAUCCAUCAGUGGGCAAGCAGUUUAGUAAAUUUCAUUUUUUUCUUUAGUGCUUAGAAACAGCAUAAUAAAUUUAAAAAAUUAAGGAGGGGAAUGUAAACGCCUAUAAUAAAAUAACAUAACUGGUUUUCAAUGUUUUCUCUCAUUCAGUGGGAGGUCACGAAAACAGUAGUAUUGCUUCAGCAAACUUCAGAAUAUUGGCUUGCUCCAACAUAGAUUGUUACUCCAUUUAAGAAGUGAUCAAGCAUAAUCAUUGCCAUUGCAUUUGCAUCUUAUCUAUUGAUUCAUGCUGUAGUUUCAAGGGGGGCAAAGUACAAUGCAUUCUUAAAUGCAGGUAUAAUGGUUUGAAGAAAUAUGAAAAAAAUUAAAGACUUCACCAAAUGUGAAUCAUUGCCUGUGAGGUGUUAUUUUGCACAACUAAGAUCUUCCAGUCUUGAAUAAAGGCCCACUAUAGCUGGGCAGCAGAAAUUCAACUGUGUGAAGGCAGCUUACAUUUCAGGAUUGAGUUACUAUCCAUCAUAUUUCAGAUAUGGAGUGGAAGCACUCAGCUAUUCUUCUGCAUAGCAUAGGGGCACCAGAUUUGACUACAUUAUGUUCAGAGUGUUAUCAAGUAUGAAAUACUAUACAAAGCUAAGGUGUUGGAUAAGCUCUAGCAAUUUGCUUAAAACUAAUUGAUAUAGAGUUGUUCCCCCUAAUUUUUGUUUUAAGGUGUUUAAUACAUUUUAAAGAAAAUUUUCAUUGAAUUUGCAUUAGAAAAUCCCCCUGAGAAAGUAGUGAUGCAAUACGGUCUUUUGUCAAUAAAUGUAUUUGAGAUGAGGAACACUUCUGUGAUAAUUGGCUCAUUAUGUACAGUAAUGCUUUACUGCUAUUGCUAAUGGGGUACAAUGAAUCAUUCUCUCAUGUUGGGUGACUUAGAAUAAAAAAAAUACAGAAGGCUCCAUCUCAAAAGCAAGCAACUGUUUCAAAAUGAAAAUUUUCAUUUUGUGUUCAGUUGGUGGGGUUAAAAAUUUACAGACACAGCCUCUGGUUCCUAAAAAUAGCUCAAGAGAGAAACAAGAAUCCAUAGUCACAAGACUUUCUUUGAGUGGGGUAGGGACUUUCUCUUUUCAAAAUCAGUGUAGUUGCAGAUAGAAAAUAUAAUCUCAAAAAUGUUUCGACCUGCUCAAUGCAGUCUUUAACAUUUAUAACAGUAGCUUGUGCAUAAAAAUUUAAACAUGUUAAAUGUUGUAAGCAUUACUAAAUGGUAUAAUUGUUCUUUUUCUGUAAAUUUAAAUAUUUAUACAUUUUUGUAGAAUUAAAGUAUGCCAAUUUAGUUUUCCUUUGGUAUAUGUUGUCUUUUUUCAAAAUAAAUUUUGCUAGAUUUCAAACAGA
This is a messenger RNA of Mastomys coucha (southern multimammate mouse), 7062 nucleotides long. RefSeq names its product polypeptide N-acetylgalactosaminyltransferase 13 (gene Galnt13). The record is from RefSeq and is a predicted model, not a curated record. Gene Ontology annotation, cellular component: Golgi apparatus. The transcript has 13 exons. Bases 295 to 1965 code for a protein of 556 amino acids. NCBI's taxonomy places the organism in Eukaryota, Metazoa, Chordata, Mammalia, Rodentia, Muridae.